AUGAAGUUCGAAACUUCGAGGCUCUUUGCCUCGGCAUCUUUCGUCGCUCUUGCGACAAGUAUUAAUGUCAUUCCCUCUCAACCUGACUCUGCACUGGCAGCAGCAGCAGUAAAAGACCCAAUCAUUCUGGCAGCCACUAGUCCUCACUCCUUCCCCCCAGACUUACAAUGUCUGGGAACAUUUACAAACGGCCCUGGAGGCCUCGACUCAGGAGUUAUUAUGAGCACUGGUAGAGUGGCAGAUGCACCGACCGGAUUCACUCCAAAUACAAAUUUUGGCUUCGCGCAGGGGUCACCUUUAAAAGAGUGUGCUUACGGCAUAUACAGCGAGGAGCACAACUACUUUGGAAUGUUCAUCACCAUUCCACCCACCAUUAAAGGCCUCAGAAUCAGGUACUUGUUCGCAACCCAGGAACCUCACGUCGACAUCUACUACAUCGUCAACUCAAACGUCAUCGUCUGCAAGCAGUUCAAGUUCCGUUACUACAACCAGUUCAAGUUCCGUUGCGACAACUUCAAGUUCCAGCACCUUGACAAUGAAGUCGGGAGAGAUGCAGCAAUGACCCAGCAGAGGUGCAUCGCCCUCGCCCAGGGUCGGAGAUAUGCGGGAGUGGUCUUUGAUACUUGUUACGGUUCUGAGAACCUUGACGAGACGGUCUUUGUGCCCGGAAACUCUUGCAAUGUCCCUUGCCCAGGCGACAACACGCAAGUUUGCGGUGGCAAUGCAGCCGCGACGAACUCCACGAGACUCCGAGCACGAAGGCAGCCCAAGCAGCAACUAUCUAAGCGCGCUGCUCCGCCAAACGUUCUCCUUACAAUCUUUGAACUUGGAAACCGCCAGCCUGGUUCUUCUGCUGUUGCUGGACCCGGUCCUGCUGGGCCUGGUGUGCCUGUUCCGGGAUCACCUACUGACAUCGCCAAUCCCAAUAUUCUGAACCCUGUCCCCGGCAAUCCUGGUGCCCCUGGUGUCCCCGGUGCACCCGUCGCUCCUGUUCCUCCCGGCGCUGCAUCGAAUGACAUUGUUCUACCCAACGUUAUUGCUCCUACUGGUCCACGCGCUGGUACUACCAAUGCUGCUUCGCCUGCAGAAACCGGCGGCAUAGCGCAAGCGCAAAGCUUCCUAGGACGACCAUCUUCCACAGGGCAACAGAACCCCGCCCUCAGAUCCUUGGUUACCACCAUACCGUACGCGACUAUCGAUUCUGCGAGGCCAAACAUGCUAGUGUCCGCCGAGCUUUGCACCACACUAUACUACGAGGACUGCGGCUGCCCGAACCAAAUCCUUCCCACAGUUCCCAUGGCCACCAUCAGGAUGGACUGCAACAGAUGUGGCGAACACGGAGAGAGUAUCGUCACGCUCACCGUUCCAGCGGGUGUCAACCCGCACAAUUCGUUGGGCGGUACCAGGCAAGCUACCGGAGCCCCUGGCGCCAACAGCAUUCCACAGGCCCAACCUAACAAUGCUGCGAACCCUACCAUUGUCCCGACCAACAAUGCCGUUCCGGCUGCGGUCCCUACGCAGACUCUUGUGGGAGUGCCUAACAGCCAAUCAACGUCUUCCAGGCCGAAUGUUGUCUCCGUAGCGGGUGCGCAGCGGUCUCGGCAACAAAGUGGAAUGGCGUAUCUCGCCUCCAUCUUUGCCUUUUCUUUCGUUGUAUUAUAUAUUCUUUGA
Molecule: messenger RNA, 1671 nt
Organism: Colletotrichum truncatum
Lineage: Eukaryota; Fungi; Ascomycota; Sordariomycetes; Glomerellales; Glomerellaceae
Source: RefSeq, a predicted model, not a curated record